Messenger RNA from Anolis sagrei ordinatus, 1819 nucleotides. It is a transcript of the gene CRHBP, whose product is annotated as corticotropin releasing hormone binding protein. Gene Ontology annotation, biological process: hormone-mediated signaling pathway; negative regulation of corticotropin-releasing hormone receptor activity; negative regulation of corticotropin secretion. NCBI's taxonomy places the organism in Eukaryota, Metazoa, Chordata, Lepidosauria, Squamata, Anolidae. The record is from RefSeq and is a predicted model, not a curated record. Gene Ontology annotation, molecular function: corticotropin-releasing hormone binding.
UGUCGCCCCGUUACCAUGGGUUACCCGAUCAGUCAGGGGACCGGGGUGCCUCCCCUUCCCAGGGCCUCUAUAAAAAGCAGGUGUCGCGCAGGAAACGGGGAGAGAGAGAAAGAGACCCGAAGAAGCGGCUCGCCUGCUGCUGCUGCUGCUGCUCUCCACCCCUCCGUCUAUCCAUCUCUGCACCAGCAGCCAGAGAGGCGACUUCCACGCUCCUUCCCUCCUUGCCAGAGAAGCACGAGCUCCAGCAUCCCCGGCAUGGAGCUCCGGAUCGCGGGUCCCCUCGUCCUCCUCUUCCUGGCCGCCCUGGAAGGAGAGAGCAGGUAUUUCGAGGUGAGGAAGGAGGAGGAGGAGGAGCCCGUCCUGAUGCUCCGCUCCGAGUGGAAGAGGGAACUGGCCGAAGGGCAGCUCUACCGGCGGUCCCUGCGUUGCAUUGACAUGCUGAGUAUAGAAGGGCAGUUCACCUUCACUGCUGACCAGCCCCAGCUGCACUGUGCUACGUUCUUCAUAGGGGACCCACAAGAGUUAAUCACACUAGACUUCGAUUUCAUCAACAUUGACUGUCAAGCAGGAGACUUUCUGAAGGUGUUUGAUGGUUGGAUACUGAAAGGUGAGAAGUUUCCUAGCUCCUUGGACCAUCCUCUUCCCACUUCGGAAAGAUACGUAGAUUUUUGUGAGGUUGGUCAAAUCAAAAGUGCUAUCAGAUCAUCACAGAAUGUAGCCAUGAUCUUCUUCAGGAUUCAUGAUCCAGGAAACGGAUUUGCACUAACAGUAAAGAAAAAGCCCAAUCUUUUCCCUUGCAAUGUCAUCUCUCAGACUCCUGUUGGAAGGUUUACCAUGGUCAUUCCUCAUCAACACAGAAACUGCAGUUUUUCCAUCAUCUACCCAGUGAUGAUAAAAAUAUCUGAUCUUAUGCUGGGACAUUUGAAUGGCCUCCAAUUAAAGAAGCCCUCCUCAGGCUGUGGUGGAGUUGGAGAUUUUGUGGAGCUGUUGGGAGGAAAUGGGUUGGACCCUUCUAAGAUGUUCCCUUUAGCAGAUCUGUGUCACUCCUUUCAUGGCCCAGCUCAAAUGAAGGUUGGCUGUGACAACACAGUGCUGCGAAUGGUCUCCAGUGGUAAACAUAUCAACCGUGUUACUUUUGAGUACCAGCAGCUGGAACAGCAUGAACUGGAAGUCAGAGAAGAGAACAGCCUUGAGGAGUUUUGUCUUUCGAGCGUCUGAGAAGGCAGACAAGUCAUUCUCGUCUGUAACACAGUUGAUUUUGAUCGGCCAACUUUAUGAACCCUUUCUAGUGUAUAAACACUUACCUUUUCAUACUGAGUCAUUCUUGCCAUGAUCAAAACAGUAUUAAUCCUAGCAUUUCCAAUAUAUUGUCCACCCCCGUCACCACGUAUGUUUAGUAUUUCCACUGUACACAAAUUCGUAUGGAAUCCCAAAGCAACACUUGUGUAUGUGUACAUCCAUUGAGUCAAAGCAAAAGACAAGCACACACCACAGAAUCUGGGUGCAUGUUUACAAUGCAAGUAUUAGUUCAAUAUGUGUGCAACUUUUUCUAACUAUUUUGAGGGCCCAUGCAAAACGCAGAAGAUGCUGAAAACCACUAAGCAAUUUCUCUUCUGCAUCAGUUAAAAGCAUUUAAAAGAUACCGUUACUGAAAUUACCCCUCAAUUUUGUAAGAGAACAUUCUGUAUUUGUGUGUGAAUAUUAAUUGCUUGUUAAUUUAUUUAAUACAAAUGUAUAGAUGGUUGUUUUUAAUAAAAUUUAUAGCAUGAAAAACGUUUUCCUUCUACUGGUCCAGGCACUAAUAAAUACAUGCAAAGUA